AUGGGUCUAUUACAAUUGUGUGAAAAAUAUUAUAAUUCAUCCAAUUUAUAUGAGGUUCUGCAAAUAUCAGAAAAAGCUUCUGAAAAUGAAGUUAAGAAAGCCUAUCACAAAUUAUCCCUUAAAGUUCACCCGGAUAGAGUGAAAGAUGAUGAAAAAAUAGAAGCAACAGAAAAAUUUAAAGUUUUGGGGGCAGUCCAUGCAAUCCUUAGUGAUAAAGAGAAACGAGAAUUAUAUGACACUACUAACAGUGUAGAUGAUGAUAAUGACAAUGUCGUAGAGGAUAGAGAUUGGUCAGUGUACUGGAGAGGGCUAUUCAAAAAAAUAACUGAAGAAGAUAUAGUUGCUUAUGAAAAAGAAUAUAUUGGUUCUGAAGAAGAAAAAAAAGAUUUAAAAAAUGCAUAUCUAGCUGGUAAGGGGGAUUUGGAUUAUAUUGUGGAUCACGUCCAAUUUGCAAGAUCUGAGCAAGAAUCCCGACUACGAGGUAUUUUAACUGAUAUGAUUGAUCAAGGAGAAAUACCAUCAUAUAAAAUAUUUACACAUGAGCCAGCCAAAAAGCGUAGGCGUAGACAUGCUAAAGAAAAUUGUGAGGCACAGGAGGCUGAAGAAUAUAAGAAGGAGCUGGUACUUAAUUCAGGUGAAAAUAGUUUGGAGUUAAUGAUUAAACAAAGACAAGAGUCACGGGUUAAGCGAAUGGAUUCAUUUCUUGAUAAUUUGGCUGCAAAAUAUAGUGAAAAUAAACCUAAGACAGCAAAACGAAAAGUAGCAUCUAAAGAAACAGCAGCAAAAAAACGAAGGAAAUGA
Pieris macdunnoughi is the source of this 801-nucleotide messenger RNA. NCBI's taxonomy places the organism in Eukaryota, Metazoa, Arthropoda, Insecta, Lepidoptera, Pieridae. The record is from the annotation of a GenBank genome assembly.